This is a messenger RNA of Lottia gigantea (owl limpet), 750 nucleotides long. RefSeq lists its product as hypothetical. Gene Ontology annotation, molecular function: hormone activity. Bases 126 to 731 code for a protein of 201 amino acids. NCBI's taxonomy places the organism in Eukaryota, Metazoa, Mollusca, Gastropoda, Lottiidae. Gene Ontology annotation, biological process: intracellular calcium ion homeostasis. The transcript has 4 exons. Gene Ontology annotation, cellular component: extracellular region. The record is from RefSeq and is a predicted model, not a curated record.
GUCCGGUUGAGGGUUUAGCUCACGUCAGUGUAGGCUUACAUCUGUAUGUAAAGUUCGUUGUAUACACUAUUGUUGGUUGCUUCUCAGUUGGUUGUAGGAAGUUGUGGCGUGUCGUAUUUUGCAAGAUGAAGAUUGAACUGUGUGUAAUUGCCAGUAUUUUGGUAGGAACCAGUGCUUGGUUGUUUUCAAGAGAUCGAGUUGUACAGGCUGAUGGAGAGGUUGAUUCAACAUGUCAAGGGUCUGGUGCAGAAGGCAGUUGUGAAUUUUAUAAUUGUUUUGAAAGAAGAUUUCCAUGUCGAGCACGAGGAUAUAUGUUAAGAUUUGGAUAUCACUACUGUCAGCGAUUUGAAGAUGUGGAUAAUUAUAGACACGAAUUCAAUCCACAGGCUCAGAAUUUCUUAACAGCAUCACAACAAUGUAUGACAAAGAAACUCUCAGAACAAUUUUACUCAGAAAACCAAGUCAAUUGUCAUGAUUUAGAGCAUGCAGCUUUCAGAAUAAUGGGGGAUUGUUACCUGGAAAAGGGGUUCUGUGAUAUAUUUUGGGACAAUCGAGAAGCUUUUGCCAAAGUUUUUGAUUCUGGAGAUUUGUUUGACUCCUCAUCUUUGAAGAUUUGGAAACAGAUUGGUAAGAUGACCCUCAGAUGUGGUGGACAAUCAGCUGGUGGUGUCUUUUCUUUCAUAAGAUCUAAAAUCAUGAGCUGGAGAGAUCAUUUACCUUUCAAAAAAUAAAUUCACAUCACUCCUAAAU